AUGGCUGGGAAACCAUUGAGCAGGGAAGGAGGGAGGUAUAAGAAGUAUGUUUUCCUGGACCCUCUGGCUGGCGCAGUAACGAAAACGCACACCAUGCUGGGCACGGAGGAGGAGAAGUUGUUCGAUGCCCCUCUGUCCAUCAGCAAGAGAGAGCAGCUGGAGCAGCCGGCUCCAGAAAACUACUUCUAUGUGCCAGGCCUGGGCCAGGUUCCUGAGAUCGAUGUGCCAUCCUACCUACCCGACUUGCCUGGCGUCGCGGACGACCUGAUGUACAGUGCGGAUUUGGGCCCCGGUAUUGCCCCGUCAGCUCCUGGUGCUAUUCCAGAGCUGCCUGCCUUCCAUACGGAGGUGGCAGCACCUUUCCAGCCAGAACGGGAGGAUGGAGCACUGUUGGCACCACCACCGCCUCCUCCUCCUCCUCCACCGCCACCUCCCCCAGCUCCCACAGCGGUGGUCAGUGCGCCCCAACCACCGAUGUCCCCUGAUGUGGCAACUGUGACUGGCAAGGUUGCCAGGGGAGAGGACACUGGCAGCGGCGUGGCCCACUCAGCCUCUGUUCAGGGAGCCCCUAAGGAGGUGGUUGACCCCUCCAGCGGCCGGGCCACUCUGCUUGAGUCCAUCCGCCAAGCCGGGGCAUCGGCAAGGCCAAGCUGCUUGGCGUCCAAGGAACGCAAGCUUGAGAAGAAGAAACAGAAGGAGCAGGAGCAAGUGAGAGCUACCAGCCAAGGCGGGGACUUGAUGUCAGAUCUCUUCAACAAACUCGUCAUGAGGCGCAAAGGUAUCUCUGGAAAAGGACCUGGCACUGGCACCAGUGAGGGGCCUGGUGGAGCCUUCAGUCGAAUGUCAGACUCCAUUCCACCUCUGCCGCCCCCACAGCAGCCAGCAGGAGACGAGGACGAGGAUGACUGGGAGUCCUAAGAGUGCUUUGGCCCUUCUCCCCCACCAGCAGGAACAGCCUGCAGGGGCUCCUGGGCCAGUUGGAGCCUGUCAGGCUCUGUUACCCAAGGAGCUGCCGGGGUUUGUGCAGGAGUCCCAGGCCUGUGCCUAAAUUCUCUUCAUGGAGCCGGGCUCUGUGAGCCGUCUGCUGCCUUCCCUGUUUCAUGCGACUGCUUCACUGGAUCCUUCCCCGAAGUGCUUCUUCCUUUGAAGGAUCCUGAGAGAAAACAGCAACAUGGUGGACUAAAGAAAGUAACUGUAGGCCUGAACCCCAGCCAAGAGUGGCCUUUUAAUAAAUGAAGAGCAGCCAUGCGGGCUGUGGCUUCGGAGAAGGUGAA
Messenger RNA from Rattus rattus (black rat), 1274 nucleotides. RefSeq names its product WASH complex subunit 1 (gene Washc1). Gene Ontology annotation, cellular component: early endosome; WASH complex; recycling endosome. The coding region runs from base 1 to 918 and encodes 305 amino acids. NCBI's taxonomy places the organism in Eukaryota, Metazoa, Chordata, Mammalia, Rodentia, Muridae. Gene Ontology annotation, biological process: Arp2/3 complex-mediated actin nucleation; retrograde transport, endosome to Golgi; exocytosis. Gene Ontology annotation, molecular function: gamma-tubulin binding; alpha-tubulin binding. The transcript has 7 exons. The record is from RefSeq and is a predicted model, not a curated record.